AUUUUAUCCAUUUGAGAGUGAGAGAGAGAGAGGAAGCAUCAUCUCGUGUAUCAAUGGCGGCCGUAAGCAUCGCACUCGCUUUCUCUUUCGAUUCUCUCAAGCAAAACCAUCCCGCGAAGUUCAACCUCUCGUCUAGAUACCCUUCGCUAUACUCCUAUAGAUCUCGCCACCGCUCCAAUCUCAGAUUCGCUUCACUUCCUUCUCCGCACUCUCCUUCGAUCUCAACCGCUACAGAAACAGGAGAAGAAGAAGUAGAAGAAGAAUCCACGGGGAGAUACGACUUUCUCGAGGAAACCUUCCGCACGGGGAGGUUCUUGAGCAACGCGGAGCUCGAGAAGCUCAAAGCCCUCGAAGGGUUUGCGUAUUUCGAGGAGCUUGAGUCCGGAUCCAUGUGGGUUCGCGUAAUGAGACAAGACGAGAUGGAUUCGACGGUGAGUCUCCUCGCCGAGUCGUUCGGAGAGUCGAUGAUGUUGCCUUCCGGGUACCAGUCCGUGCUGAGGUUCUUGGUGAAACAGUAUCUGAUCGAGAGGAGAGAAGUGUUGCCGCACGCAGUGACUUUAGUUGGAUUCUUUAGGAGAAAAACGGAUUCAGAGGAGGUUGUUGAGAUGGCGGGAACUGUGGAGGUUUGUCUUGACAAACGAGGCGCUAAUGCUUCUCCUCCUUCUCCUACUCCGCCAAAGGAAUCGCCUUAUGUGUGUAACAUGACUGUUAAAGAGGAUCUUAGAAGGAGAGGGAUUGGGUGGCAUUUGUUGAAGGCGAGUGAAGAGCUGAUAUCUCAGCUUAGUCCUUCGAAAGAUGUCUACUUGCAUUGCAGGAUGGUCGAUGAGGCUCCUUUCAAUAUGUACAAGAAGGCAGGGUACGAGGUUGUUAAGACGGAUACUGUUUUGGUCCUUUUGAUGUUGCAGCGGCGUAAGCAUUUGAUGCGCAAGAAGCUUCCACCGUCCACCACCUACUCUUCAGAUGCGGUAGAUGUGGUGGAGUCUGAUAAUGAGCUGACCUCCUCUGCCACUGUGUGAACACGGGAACUACAUUGGACUUGAGUUGUUACCACCCUUCCAUCCACUGUUGAUGUUCCAUUUUCUUGCUUCAACUUGCUGUUUAUAUGAUCGUAGUAGAGCAACCUCUCAUUGUUGGAAAAAAAAAUGACGUAAUCCAUAUUACUGCUUUGAAAGAAUCUGGUGUCUCUAGAGCCUUCUGAAUGUAGGUAUCGUCCCACCCAAACCGCCCUUGGAGUUUGUGUAGAUAAUUAGUUGCAGCUCCUUAACACAGUCAGUCACAGAAGGCCUCUCGCUGCUCUCUAUACGGAUGCAACGUGAUGCCAAAUCAGCAAACAUGGCUAUAGCUUCCAUGCUGUAUGAGUUCCGAGACAGCUCUGGAUCUAUAACCUUGCGCAGUUUCUUUCUAUCAUUUAGUAUACUCCUGACCUGAAACGUAGAGAACAGUCGGCAGUUUAUUCUUUAUGUUAAUUCUUAGAAGCUAGGAGGGCCAUUUUUACCUGUAGCACCAGGUUCUGUUCGUUUGGGCCCUGAGUUAAGUCAACUGCUCUGCGUCCGGUUAGUAGUUCUAGCAGCACGACCCCAAAUGCAUAAAUGUCGCUUUGUAGUGUUUCCGUUUUGCAUAUAUUCAUAUACAAGGAACCGGUGUUUGCCAUCUGCACAGUAGCCAAUCAAAGAUACCAGAUUUGGAUGGUCGAGUCUACUCAAUAUAUCCACCUCCACACGAAAUUCUCUUUCUCCGUCAGCCUUUUUGAACGGAGGCAAAUCCAUCUUCUUGAUCGCAACAACCUUCAGAUAGCAAAAGGAUCAAAGAUAAUACAUAUGUUUCAUCUUUAACAACAUGUAACACUAUAAAGCCUGUAAAUCACAUUAAAAUGAAGCGAGUAUAGUUCAUAUCA
This is a messenger RNA of Raphanus sativus (radish), 1894 nucleotides long. RefSeq names its product GCN5-related N-acetyltransferase 5, chloroplastic. The record is from RefSeq and is a predicted model, not a curated record. The transcript has 5 exons. Gene Ontology annotation, molecular function: acyltransferase activity, transferring groups other than amino-acyl groups. Bases 54 to 1016 code for a protein of 320 amino acids. Lineage: Eukaryota; Viridiplantae; Streptophyta; Magnoliopsida; Brassicales; Brassicaceae.